AUGAGCCGCCCAAACACCAGUCUCGCGUACCCUGAGAUGAAAGAACUUUUAAACCGGAAUCUCAGGUGGUCAAAGAGAGUAUGGAACAAAGACCCCGAAUUUUUCCCCCACCACUUCCCAGGCCAGCGACCUGAGAUCAUGUGGAUAGGAUGUACGCACUCGAAUCUUCGACAGACUACCAUCAUGGGCUGUGACCCAGGAGACAUCUUCGUACACCGAAACAUCGCAAACCUGUACUCUCCCCAAGACGACUCGCUCAACUCUGUCUUGAUGAUUGCGCUUCUCAACUUCAGAGUCAAGCAUAUCGUCGUUACUGGCCAUACCAACUGCGUGGGGUGCCUCACUGCCCUCAACGUCGCCCGCCUGCCCGCCACGCCCCCCACCACCGCCCUUCAACGCUACGUCCGCCCCCUCGCGACCCUCGCUCGGACACUCGCCACCCCGGAAGGACCGCCUUCCCUGGAUCUGUUGGUGGAGGAGAAUGUGGUGCAGCAGGUGAAGAAUCUGCUGGCGAGUGAUGUGAUCAAGAAUGACUGGAAGAAGCGAGGCCCGGAUGGGGUUGUCAUUCACGGAUGGGUAUAUCAUCUGGAAGAUGGAACAAUCCGUGAUCUCAACGUCUCUGUCGGUCCUCCCGGCCAUGUCCCCGGCAAAGUCAUCAAUGGCUUCUUUUAG
Messenger RNA from Cryptococcus wingfieldii CBS 7118, 672 nucleotides. RefSeq names its product carbonic anhydrase. Lineage: Eukaryota; Fungi; Basidiomycota; Tremellomycetes; Tremellales; Cryptococcaceae. The record is from RefSeq and is a predicted model, not a curated record. The transcript is spliced from 8 exons. Gene Ontology annotation, molecular function: zinc ion binding; carbonate dehydratase activity. Gene Ontology annotation, biological process: cellular response to oxidative stress; cellular response to carbon dioxide. Bases 1 to 672 code for a protein of 223 amino acids.